Toxoplasma gondii ME49 is the source of this 2330-nucleotide messenger RNA. RefSeq names its product eukaryotic translation initiation factor 4A, isoform 3, putative. The coding region runs from base 890 to 2077 and encodes 395 amino acids. NCBI's taxonomy places the organism in Eukaryota, Apicomplexa, Conoidasida, Eucoccidiorida, Sarcocystidae. The record is from RefSeq and is a predicted model, not a curated record. Gene Ontology annotation, cellular component: nucleolus; catalytic step 2 spliceosome. Gene Ontology annotation, molecular function: RNA helicase activity; ATP binding; mRNA binding. The transcript has 6 exons.
AAGAGAAGAAUCCUCCUAUAGAAAGGAGAAAUUGCCGACAUCUCUGAACGUUCUGUUUUCGUAACAUGGACAUUUCCCGUGUCUUGAAGUGAGGCGGCUGUUGGUGGCUCUGAAGCUGCCGGACAUAGGUGUAUGUACAACUCAACCGCGAACAUUUUUGUGGUCCCCGUGCGACUUUCCCAAGAAAGGAACUGGGGAAAAACGAGAUGUCAAUGCGCAACACAGUGUGGAAGCUUGAACUUCUUUUGCUUGUUUUCCCGUCUUCUGCGUCCCCAAAAUGCAGAAGUAACGUCCUUUUCCUCUCGUCUCGUCUUCGCAGCACCCCGCGUCGUCCGUCACCACCAGGAGAUGCCGUUCUUCCGUGUUCCACUCUUCUUUGAUGUGACUGAGAAUUGCUGGCGCUCCAGUAUCGUCCCGUGUUCUCGGGAAGACUUUUAGUUUUGAUACGAAGAAGAUAAUCAAGAGAAAGCGUUGUAUUUUCCUUCAUUAAACCGUCUCGAAGCCCUCUGCAACUACCGCCGCGGUGCAGCUUCUGAAGUUUCCGGUCCUCUCGGCCACCACUGCUUAUUUAUCCCUCUCUUUGGUCCGUUGUUCUUGCUUUUGUGCUCCUGCGUUACCUCAUUUAUUACGGCAGAGGAGCUGUUCGCUUGUUUGGUCGUUCCUACGUCGGUUUCUUUCCACGUCUGCCAGUGGUCUGCGUGCAUCGCCCUCGUUCGCCGUUCUGUUGAGCGUCGCCACAACUCGACUGCGGCGCCUUCUUUUUUGUGACUGUGCUAUCUCUCUCUUAUCAGGGCGAGGGGACAGAAGCGGCCUCCUGCCUCUUGUCUGUUGUUCGCUUCCACAAAGUCUGUUAGUUUUGGCUGUUGGCCUUCGUUUUCUCUGCUUCAAGAUGGCGAGACUCGAACCGGACACGAAUUUCAUUUUUGAAACUUCGGAGGACUGUCAAGUCCUGCCGACAUUCGACGCUAUGGGCUUCAAGGAAGACUUGCUGCGCGGCAUCUACGCGUAUGGCUUCGAGCGCCCGUCUGCUGUGCAACAGCGUGCGAUUGUCCCGAUCAUGAAAGGUCGAGAUGUAAUUGUACAGAGCCAGUCCGGAACGGGUAAAACUUGUGUCUUCUGCCUCGGCUGUCUUCAGUGCAUAGACCCGAAAGUUCGCGAUCCGCAAGCUCUUAUUCUCAGCCCGACUAGAGAACUUGCUGAACAGUCGCAGAAAGUCUGCUUGGCCCUAGGCGACUACAUGUCUGUUCAGGUUCACUGCUGCAUCGGAGGCAAACGCGUGGGAGACGACAUUCGGGCUCUGGAGGCAGGUGUUCACAUCGUGUCUGGAACCCCCGGGCGGGUUUUCCACAUGAUUGCGCAACGCCACUUCAGCACGCGACACAUCAAACUGCUCGUCCUCGACGAAGCCGAUGAAAUGCUGAACCGCGGCUUCAAAGAGCAAGUCUACGAUAUUUACCGGUACCUCCCACCCUCCACUCAAGUUGUCCUUGUCUCCGCUACUCUCCCCCAUGAGGUGCUCGAAAUGACAACGAAGUUCAUGGAUGACCCGUUCCGCGUCCUCGUAAAGCGUGAUGAAUUGACGUUGGAAGGGAUCAAGCAGUUCUUCGUGGCAGUUGAGAGAGAGCAGUGGAAGUUCGACACGUUGACGGAUCUCUACGACACUCUCACCAUCACGCAGGCGGUCAUCUUUUGCAACACCAAGGCCAAAGUUGAGUGGCUGGCGCAGAAGAUGAAAGAAGCGAACUUCACGGUCAGCCGCAUGCAUGGUGACAUGCCUCAGCAAGAACGUGACGAGAUUAUGAGGCAGUUUCGAGGAGGCCAGAGCCGCGUCCUCAUCGCCACCGACGUCUGGGGUCGUGGAUUGGAUGUUCAGCAGGUGUCUCUCGUUAUUAACUACGACUUACCCAACAGUCGUGAGCUCUACAUCCAUCGCAUCGGUCGCUCCGGUCGUUUCGGCCGCAAGGGUGUUGCUAUCAAUUUCGUGAAGAACGACGAUAUUCGUAUUCUUCGAGAUAUCGAGCAGUACUACGCAACACAGAUCGACGAAAUGCCAAUGAAUGUCGCAGAUCUUAUUUAGGCAUGAAGAACCGAUGAGGACAGAGUUUGGAAUGCUCCAAACGCAAAGCCUUGGUAGUUUCCACGGUGACCAUGGCAGAGUUGUACUCUUCACCUCUGUCGUUCGGACCUUUCGUUUGCCCGUUACUCCGAAAGACUCAGGUGUAUGUGACGUGCAUCAAAAAACAUUUCUGUGUUGACAGGAAGUUUUCUUAACUCACAGUGACAUUCCAGCGUCUCGUUUGCUCUGUUUUAUUAAAAAAUAGCCUUUUCUC